CUGAAGAUGUAAAGCCACCAGCUUUCAUUUUUGAUUAUUAAAAAAGCUUUUCAAAAUAAAAGUACAAUCAAAUGUUUGAAUAUUGAACUACAAUAAAGUACAAAACUUAAAAAAAAAACAACAGUCCAGCUGCUCCCAGCUUUGUGGAGAAAGCAGCUCGGGGCCCUGAAGCCGGAUCUGUGUGUCAUCAGUCGGUCAGUGGCUGUGGCCACGUGUGUCCCCCUAAAUGUUCAAAGCAUGGAGCCGCUCCCCUAAAAUGGCCAAGGUGAGUGCCUAGACCCUUUGUGUGCAUGGGGAGAAUGUUCAAUUCAACUCAAUUCUCCAUUCAAUCAACAUCCAUUCUGUCCCCCUUGGGUGUCAGAAAAGACAAGAACAGAACUUGUCCUCGAGGUGCUUUCAUUGUACUCAGAAGAGCAAAUCAGUGCUGAAAAUUGGACACCAGAUGGCCCCAAAUCACUGCAAGUUCCAGGGGGAGGGGGAGAACCAACAAGUGGGGCUCCCCGAAGGCAGGUGCACUUGAAGAGAGUAAAGGGUCCUCUGCUGGGUCCAAGAGACAAGGAGAGGGAGAACGUUCCAAUUGAACAGUGGGGUCAGAAGGUUUGAUGGAUCCCGUGACGACAUAGCUCCUCCUAAAGCAUUGCCAAGGCCUAGGCCGGGAAAGGAAAGCUACUUGGAUUGGCUGAGAGAAAGGCGUUCAUAUAAAACCAUUCACUAGCCUGGAAUUGGAGAUCCAAGAGAGUGGCACGCCAGGAGGCAGCACUGUAGCCAACGCCGCGGCGAGACGCCUGGAAGAUUCUGGAUUUGCCAUUUUUCCCAGUGAGGCUGCCAGGUGGCUCCGUGGGUAGAACGCCAGGCCUGGAGUCAGGAAGACGAGUUCAAUCCAGUCUCAUGUACUUCCUAGCUAUAUGACCCUGGACAAGUCACUUGACCUCUAAUUGCCUUGACCCACUGGAGAAGGGCCUGGCAAAGCACGGACAGUGUGGUCCGUGGGCUCGUGAACACUCAGUUGCGACUGAACAACAUCUUCCCGUCGGUGUCCCACAGGCAUCGCCAGCCUGGCUGACCUGGGAGAUGGAGGAAGUGGGCAAAGCCCAUUGAAGGCUCCCCAAAGAACAGCUGCACCACAGUGGGAGCACCCCUAAGCACAGGUUUGUGCUGGACCCUCACGACGCCUCUGCCUGGCACGUUAGCUGUUGUCAGUCAGUCUUUUCAUCGCCUCUGAGUCUUCAUGAAUCCAUUUGGGAUUUUCUUGGCAGAGACCCUGCAGUGGUUUGCCAUUUCCUUCCCUGGAUCAUUUUACAGAUGAAGAAACUGAGGCCGACAUGGGGAAAUGCCUUGCCCGGGAUCACACAACUAGGAAUUGCUUGAGGCUGAAUUGGAACUCGGGUCUUCCUGACUCCAAGCUUGGUGCUUUAUCCACUACGAUGUCCCCUAGCUGCCCCAUCAGUCAGUUAACAGGCAUGUCUUAAGCACCUCCUACGUGCUGGGCACUGGGCCGGGGGAUGGAGAUAGGAAGGCAGAAGGGCAGGGUCCUUGCUCUCAGGGAGCCUCCUCUGAUGGGGGUUGAUGGCACGUGUGUCUGGGCUCCGGACUUCCACGCUGCUCUCUGGCUCCCUGUGCCCCCAUCGGGUCCCCCCCAGGGCAGGGGCUUCCACUUCAGCUCCAGCGGGCAGCACUGGGCUCCCAUUCUCCGGCCCUGCAACACUGAGGCGUGGGACCCGCUGCAGGCCUGCAGAGCCCUGUCCAUGGUCGGAUCUCCUCUGACUAAGGCGGGGGCAGGAGAGGCAGCCAGAGGCCUGAGGCCUGGACUCACCGGAAGCCCCCAUUGGAAGUCCCGGAGAGCUGUGCCAAGCCCGCUUUCCAAAGAAGGGCCAAGCAGAAACUUCCCUGGGACCCCCCUCCUAACCAUUGGCCACAGCCCUGCCCUGCCUCCCAUUCAGCCAGUGUGCCAGAGGAUUGGGGGAGGGGGAAGCCCAGACCACCUGGGGGUGCGCCUCCCCCAUCCCCCCCUCAGUGCACCAUUGGGGGGCGCCGGCUGUGACACGGGCAGCCCCGGGGGCUUGUGGGGCAGGGAGUGGCCCUUUACAGAUGGCUGCUUCCUCCCCAGCCCACAUCCAGCCAAGGUCAGUGGAAAAGGAUGGGCACAGGCCCUGGGGGGCUGGGCGGGGCUGUUAGCUUGGCUUCUCCCGCCUGCUCCGGGGCUGCGGAGCCCGCUGUGGCCUCAGCCUCCUAACGGGCUAAUAAUACUGCUAGAGGCCCGGACAGGAGGCUGCUGCUUCGGCAGGGUAGAUGCCCCCAUUUGGCAGUGACCCGUCAGGCCAGAGCAUGCGCAUCCAGGGGUGGGAGAGGGAGUGCCAAGGUAGGGACAGAUGCGGGCUUGGUGCAUCAGGGGAGGGGCUACACCACGGGGUGGGGGAGGGGCGCAGAUGCACGGAAUCCUGCAGGGAGGCGGUUUGCAUCCCUGAGGUGGGGGAGGGGGUUCCGGUGCAGUGGAUGAUGCAAGGCUGGUGCAUCCCCGUGGUGUGUGUGUUGUGGGGGGAUGGGGAGGAAGUGUUGGACUCUUCCCACAGCCCCGCCCGCAGGGCGAGGACCAAUUGGGCCAAAUUCUUUGGACCACUGGGGAUUAGAGGCUCCCAGAGGAGGCCCGCUCAAAGGCAUUCAGGACCAUCUGUCCUUCUUCUAGGACUCCAGGAGCCUGGUUACGAACACUCGUAGCAGGUUGACCCGGGGAGCCAACAGACUAGAUAGAUGGUACUUCAAAAGAACUACAAAUCCCAGGCGAGCGAGAGGAGCGCAUGCGUAGUGGCCCCCUAGCCCAGACCAACCAUGCGUCUAAGACAACCAGGCUUUCAGACUGGGGAAAAUAAUUCGCAAGUGAGCACGCCAGCCGACCCGAAGGAUGGAGUGAGGAAGAACUACAAAUCUAAAUGAACCACGGCGUCCGCCAAUGGGAAAGUGCGCGUGCGCAAUAAUACGACCCGCGACCGGGUGGAGCCUAACCAUUUAGGUGGUCUCAAAACAGAGCGGAAUCUGGACCGCGCAUGCGCGCCAGAGUGCCCUGAAGGCCGCUGGAACUACCGGCCCCAGAAGUCCUCGGGGCAGUCAAUCAAGUUAGCGCAUGCGUAGUGACGCACGAGGGAGGCAGUUUGUGUGCGCGGCCGCUGCUGCUCAAGCUUGGCUGCCUCGCGCCGGGGCCUCUGGGAGGCGGCCCUCCCUCUCCGGCCUUCCCGGAACUCCCACCUUCCAGGCAUCUCUCGCCUCAGGGCCUCCCGCUUCCUAUCCCUCGGGGGCCGUAGGUGCCAUGGUGGGCUCCCCCCUGGACAUGGCCCCGGCCCCGACCACCGAGGGGCCCCGAGAGCCACCGGCGCCCCCCGCGGCGGCCCCCCCGGCCGCGGCGGCCCAGUAUGAGUGCGGCGAGUGCGGCAAGUCCUUCAAGUGGUCGUCGCGGCUGCUGCACCACCAGCGGACGCACACGGGCGAGCGGCCCUACAAGUGCCCCGACUGCCCCAAGGCCUUCAAGGGCUCGUCGGCCCUCCUGUACCACCAGCGCGGGCACACGGGCGAGCGGCCCUACCCGUGCCCCGACUGCGGCAAGGCCUUCAAGCGCUCGUCGCUGCUGCAGAUCCACCGCAGCGUGCACACGGGCCUGCGGGCCUUCACGUGCGCCCAGUGCGGCCUGGCCUUCAAGUGGUCGUCGCACUACCAGUACCACCUGCGGCAGCACACGGGCGAGCGGCCCUACCCGUGCCCCGACUGCCCCAAGGCCUUCAAGAACUCGUCGAGCCUGCGCCGCCACCGGCACGUGCACACGGGCGAGCGGCCCUACCCGUGCGGGGUGUGCGGCAAGAGCUUCACGCAGAGCACCAACCUGCGGCAGCACCAGCGCGUGCACACCGGCGAGCGGCCCUUCCGCUGCCCGGCCUGCCCCAAGACCUUCACGCACUCGUCCAACCUGCUGCUGCACCAGCGCACCCACGGCGCCGCCGCCGCGCCCGGGGCCGGCUCCAGCCACCGCUGCGAGCCCUGCGGGAAGGUCUUCGCCUCUGACGCCUACCUGCAGCGCCACCUGCAGACGCACGCCCCCGCGGCCCCCGCCCCGGCGCCCGCCGCGCCCCCCGAGGACCCGCCGCCCCCGCCCCCGCCCCCGCCCGUGGUGCCCGAGCUCUUCCUGGCCGCCGCCGAGACCACGGUGGAGCUGGUGUACCGCUGCGGGGGCUGCGAGCUGGCCUUCGCCAGCGAGAGCCUGCUCCUGGAGCACCAGCCCUGCCCGGGCCCCGGCCUCGAGGCGGCCGCCCAGCCCGCCGCCUUCACCUGCUCGCCCUGCGGCAAAGCCUUCAAGACGGCGGCCGGCCUGACCCGCCACCAGCAGAGCCACGGGCCCGCCGGCGCCCCGGCCUACCGCUGCGGCGGCUGCGACCGGGCCUUCCCCCAGCUGGCCAGCCUCCUGGCCCACCAGUGGGCCCACACGGAGGAGGCGCUGCCACAGGCCGAGGCCGCCGAGGUCACGUGCCCCCAGGAGGCCCCGGCCCCGGGCCCCGCCGCCCCCGCCCCGCCGGGGGACCGGCCCUACAAGUGCGCCGAGUGCGGCAAGGCCUUCAAGGGCUCGUCGGGCCUGCGCUAUCACAUGCGGGACCACACCGGCGAGCGGCCCUACCCCUGCGGGGAGUGCGGCAAGGCCUUCAAGCGCUCGUCCCUGCUGGCCAUCCACCAGCGCGUGCACACGGGCCUGCGGGCCUUCCGGUGCGCCCAGUGCGGCCUCACCUUCAAGUGGUCGUCGCACUACCAGUACCACCUGCGCCUGCACUCGGGCGAGCGGCCCUACCCCUGCGCCGAGUGCGGCAAGGCCUUCCGCAACACGUCCUGCCUGAGGCGCCACCGGCACGUGCACACGGGCGAGCGGCCCCACGCCUGCGGGGUCUGCGGCAAGAGCUUCGCCCAGACGUCCAACCUGCGGCAGCACCAGCGCGUGCACACCGGCGAGCGGCCCUUCCGCUGCCCGGCCUGCCCCAAGACCUUCACCCACUCAUCCAACCUGCUGCUGCACCAGCGCACCCAUUCCGCCGAGCGGCCCUUCGCCUGCACCGUGUGCGGCCGAGGCUUCGUCAUGGCCGCCUACCUCCAGCGGCACCUCCGGACUCACGCCCCUGCGGCCCCGGCCCCCACCCCGGCGCCCGCCGCCGCCACCACCCAGGACGUCCACGUGGUCCCCCACCUUCAGGCCACGCUGUCCCUGGAGGCCGGGCCCAGCCCCGCCAACUCUCAGACCUUCCUCCUGGUCCAGACGGCCCAGGGCCUCCAGCUCAUCCCCAGCAGCGUCCAGCCCCCGGCCCCCACACCGCCCCCUUCCACUCCCCCAGCACCCCCCAAGCUCAUCCUGCUGCCGGCCUCAGGAGCCCGGAAGAGCCCAAAGGAUGGUGGGAGGGCAGGCCAGGGGCCCGGGAUGGUCUGGCUCCCAGCGCCCGGGGCAGUCUCGGGGCAGGGAGGAGGGCCGGGCCUAGCUGGAGGGGGAGGGCAGAGCCUCAUUGUCCUCCAGAGUGUGGGGGGUGGAGAGGUGGGGCCCCAGGAGACCAGAGGAGUCCGGCUCCAGUCUCUGCAGCCGGCACAGGAAGUGACCACUGUCCAGCUCCAGCCUCUGCAGCCGGCGCAGGAAGUGACCACAGUUCAACUACAGCCUCUGCAGCCAGCGCAGGAAGUGACCACGGUUCAACUACAGCCCCUGCAGCCGGCGCAGGAAGUGACCACGGUCCAGCUCCAGCCCCUCCAGUCGGCACAGGAAGUGACCACGGUCCAACUCCGGCCAGCCCAGGAAGUCACCACGGUCCAGUUGCAGCCCCUGCAGCCAUCACAGGAAGUCACCACUGUUCAGCUUCAGCCCUUGCCCCCCACUCCUGAUGUUUCCCUGCAGCUCCAACCCGUGUCCAGUCCCCUGGCCAGCCCCGGGGGGUCCGGUGGGCCAGCAGAGGCUCAGAAUCUGCUGGUGGUGCAGGGAGGGGCUGGUGAGGAACUGCUGGCCACCCCUGGGCCCAGUGGGGAUGUGGGGUCUGGGGAGGGCGAUGGGGGCGGCGGGGGAGCCGUGGUCCAGGAUGUGCAUUUUGAGACCUUACAGACAGCGGAGGGCUUGCAGAGCGUCCUGGUCCUGAGCGGGGCCGACGGGGAGCAGACCAGGCUUUGUGUGCAGGGGGUCGAGACCCUCUCUCCGGGGCUGGCUGAAUCGCCUGCUCCCGGCACACAGGCUCAGAAACUUCUCAUUAUCCGCAGUGCCCCGGCCGCCCCUGCAGACCUCGUAGAGAACGUGCCCGCAGCGCCACUGCAGCUGUUGGCUCCUCCCAGCCCAGCCCCUGUGCCCGCUGGGGCUCCCCCGGGGCCUAGUCCACAGGUGGUACAGGUCGUCCCUGGGGCGGCAGCAGGGCCCGCUGGAGGGGCCGGCCAGCCUGCUUUGCCUUCUAUCCAUAUUGUACAGGCCCUGCCUGCUGUGCAGCUGGUCCACACCUUCUGAGUGAGGCCCUUAGACCCACCGGGAGGCAGGCCGGCCAGGGCAGACUCCGAGGGCGAGGGGCUGGACUCUCCCUCGUGCCUCGGCCGAAUAAACGAGCCGGGGGCCACGUUUACCAAUAAAAAAAUGGUAUCUCCUCUG
Molecule: messenger RNA, 6634 nt
Organism: Monodelphis domestica (gray short-tailed opossum)
Lineage: Eukaryota; Metazoa; Chordata; Mammalia; Didelphimorphia; Didelphidae
Gene: ZNF628
Product: zinc finger protein 628
Biological process (GO): regulation of transcription by RNA polymerase II
Molecular function (GO): DNA-binding transcription factor activity, RNA polymerase II-specific; RNA polymerase II cis-regulatory region sequence-specific DNA binding
Source: RefSeq, a predicted model, not a curated record